Messenger RNA from Calypte anna (Anna's hummingbird), 981 nucleotides. RefSeq names its product pseudouridine 5'-phosphatase (gene PUDP). The coding region runs from base 61 to 774 and encodes 237 amino acids. NCBI's taxonomy places the organism in Eukaryota, Metazoa, Chordata, Aves, Apodiformes, Trochilidae. Gene Ontology annotation, molecular function: phosphatase activity. The record is from RefSeq and is a predicted model, not a curated record. The transcript is spliced from 4 exons.
CCGGCGGUUCGCGCUUGCGCCGCCGCUGCCAAGCGGGCUCCCGGCUGCCCCGGCCUCGCCAUGUCCGCUCCUUCCUCCUCCUCCUCCACCACCGCCGCGCUGCGGCCGGUCACUCACCUGAUCUUUGACAUGGACGGGCUCCUACUGGAUACUGAGCGUCUGUAUACAGUAGUGUUUGAAGACAUCUGCGGGCGUUUUGGAAAAGCAUAUACCUGGGAUGUGAAAGCCUUGGUCAUGGGUAAAAAAGCCCUAGAAGGGGCAGAGAUUAUUCGAGAUGUUCUGGAUCUUCCAAUAACCAAAGAAGAGUUACUACAUGAAAGUAAAAUGAAGCAGGAGAAGUUAUUCCCUACUGCUGAACUAAUGCCAGGUGUUGAUAAGCUGAUCCGUCAUUUACACAAACACAACAUACCCAUAGCUGUUGCCACCAGUUCAGCUGAAGCAACGUUUCAUAUGAAAACAGCCAGACACAAAGACUUUUUUGGUCUUUUUCAUCAUAUUGUCUUGGGAGAUGACCCCGAGGUCAAGUGUGGCAAGCCAAAGCCUGAUGCAUUUCUAGUUUGUGCAAAGAGGUUUCACCCUCCUCCAUCUCCAGAGAAGUGUCUUGUGUUUGAAGAUUCACCACUUGGAGUUAAAGGAGCCCUGGCAGCAGGAAUGCAAGUGGUUAUGAUUCCAGAUGAAAAAUUAAAUCCAGAUCUUAAAAAGGAGGCAACAUUACUGCUGAAGUCCAUGGAGGAUUUCAAACCAGAACUGUUUGGUUUACCAGCAUAUGAUUAAUGUCUAUGAACAUGCAUUUGACUAGAGAGCAGGAAAAUAGAAUGAAAUUUUGUUAUGGUUUAUGAUUCUUUUCCAUCUUUUCCUCAAAAUCAAAGCACAAAAAUCCUUUUAUCACUAAGUGUUGCACACAGUACCUUUGAAAGCUGCCUGGAAUGUUUAUGAUUUGUCCUUGUGAUAAAUGCUAAAUUAAAGCAUCUUUUCAUCUUA